Onychostoma macrolepis is the source of this 5260-nucleotide messenger RNA. It is a transcript of the gene ppfia4, whose product is annotated as PTPRF interacting protein alpha 4. The transcript is spliced from 30 exons. The record is from RefSeq and is a predicted model, not a curated record. Gene Ontology annotation, molecular function: protein binding. The coding region runs from base 758 to 4399 and encodes 1213 amino acids. Lineage: Eukaryota; Metazoa; Chordata; Actinopteri; Cypriniformes; Cyprinidae. Gene Ontology annotation, biological process: synapse organization. Gene Ontology annotation, cellular component: presynaptic active zone.
CCGCGCGUGACACCAUUUCUCACACUGGCGUCUCGUGCAUGACAGUCAUGUAGUCGCGUGGUGCUGAUGUGAGGAACUCUGAUUUUACGCUGUUUGAAGAGCUUUACAGAGCCACGCCGGGUGGAUAUGCUUUUCGCCGACGACGUGGGAGACGUUUAAGUUAACCUUCACGUCCACCAAAGCGUCGGUGCAUUCAUAUUUUAAAACAUGCGCGAAUGUUUGUGGAGAUAGCGGAAUCGCUGUGUUGCAAGCGGGAAUGAGCUCGUAGAGGGAGGAGCGCUUCGCUCGGCUCGCCGUGCAAGGAGAUGAUGAUGAUGAUGAUGAUGGUGGUGGUGGCAGAGGGAUCUGGAGGAUGCGGCAGACGCGAAUUUCACCGUUUUCUGAAAGGUUAAUGGCAACUGGUGGAUGUUAAAGCGAAGGGAGCCGAGGUUCAAUCAACUGAAAUCGGAAUAUGCGUUUGGCGAGCGCUGUAAUGAGCGUCCAGCGAAAUGCAUUGAGUUCCAAGUCAAACUAGGUGGAUAAUGUCAGAGCGGAAAAGGCCGACAGUCAUGGACCAGAGAGGUCAAGGUGUGUGAAGAAUCUAGACAGAGAUGCAGUUAGUGAAAUUAGAGGAUGCAUAUGCAUUUUAAAAUGCAUGGACAUGUUUAAUGCGCAUAUAAAUGGCAUUAAAUAUUAAUAGUGCACUUCAAACCUGAAUUUAAAAAAAAUUCAAAAGCAAUUUCUAAUUUGACUUAGACUUCAUAGAACACCGAGCAAUAUGAUGUGUGAAGUGAUGCCAACCAUAAAUGAGGGGGACUCGGUGAGUUCCCAGAGAGGCUCUCAGAACGGCACGGAUGCCGAGUCUAAUUUUGAACAGCUGAUGGUGAAUAUGUUGGAUGAGAGAGAUAAGCUGCUGGAGUCUUUACGGGAGACACAGGAGACCCUCAUCCAGUCGCAGACCAAACUCCAGGAUGUGCUUCACGAGAGAGAUGUGCUUCAGAGACAGCUCAACUCCGCGCUACCGCAGGAGUUUGCGACCCUGACUAAGGAACUGAAUUUGUGUCGAGAGCAGCUUCUAGAAAAAGAGGAGGAGAUAUCUGAGCUUAAAGCAGAGAGGAAUAAUACCAGGCUUCUUUUGGAACACUUGGAGUGUCUGGUGUCACGUCACGAGCGUUCACUGAGGAUGACUGUGGUGAAGAGGCAGGCUCCUCCGCCGUCCGGGGUUUCCAGUGAGGUGGAGGUGCUCAAGGCUCUGAAAUCACUCUUCGAGCAUCAUAAAGCUCUGGAUGAAAAAGUGCGUGAAAGGUUACGGGUGGCUCUUGAAAGGGUGACUACAUUAGAAGUACAGCUGGCAGCCGCCACUCAGGAGGUGGUCAUGUUGAGACAGAGAAAGGAUGGACAGGCAGAUGGGGAUGCUGUGGACAGGAUGGACAGCUCUAAACCUACAUGGAAGAGGCUUCCCAAUGGCUCCAUCGAUGCCCAUGAUGACACCAGCAGGUCUCUGGAGCUGCAGGAACUCUUGGAUAAGGCCAAUAAGGAGCUGGCCCAAAACAGAGAGCGGACCAGUGGCCUGACCAAUCGCAUGUCUGAGCUUGAGACGGAACUGGCUACCGCCCGCAAAGACCUACUGAAGAGCGAGGAGCUGAGCGCCAAGCACCAGAGGGACAUACGCGAGGCGAUGGCACAGAAGGAGGACAUGGAGGAGCGAAUCACAACAUUAGAAAAGCGUUACCUGGCCGCCCAGAGAGAAACCACCUCAAUCCAUGACCUGAAUGACAAGCUAGAGAAUGAGCUGGCCACCAAGGACUCACUUUACCGACAGAGCGAGGAGAAGGUGCGACACCUCCAGGAAUUGCUGGAGUUGGCAGAACAACGGCUACAGCAGACUAUGAGGAAGGCGGAGACUCUGCCCGAGGUGGAGGCUGAACUGGCCCAGAGAGUGGCCGCCCUCACCAAGGCGGAGGAGAGACAUGGCAACAUCGAGGAGCGUUUGCGCCAACUGGAGGCCCAGCUGGAAGAGAAGAACCAAGAGCUGGGAAGGGCUCGGCAGAGGGAGAAGAUGAACGAAGAGCAUAACAAGCGUCUGUCUGACACUGUGGACCGUCUUCUCACAGAGUCCAAUGAACGGCUUCAGCUGCACCUGAAAGAGCGCAUGGCUGCGCUGGAGGACAAGAAUGCACUCAUCCAUGAUCUGGAGAAUUCCCAAAAACAACUGGAGGAGUUCCAUCACACCAAGGAGAGGCUUAUUGGGGAGAUUGAGAAGUUACGGGCUGAACUCGAUCAUCUGAAGCGCAGGAGCGGGGCAUUUGGAGAUGGAACACAUCCUAGGUCUCAUGUUGGCAGUGCCACAGACCUGCGCUUCUCAGUGGUGGAAGGUCAGGGAGAUCACUACUCCUCCACAGGGGUUAUAAGACGGGCUCAGAAAGGUCGACUGGUGGCACUCAGGGAUGAACCCACCAAGAUCCUGCCGAUGGUGGAGCAGGAUUGGGAUCGCUCUCAGCCUUCCAGCUUGCGAGCCAGCCGUACUCACCUGAUGGGUAGCGACACUGAGCUGUCUGACCUGGACGAUGAAGACCGUGAGACCAUAUUCAGCUCAGCCGAUAUGCUGUCUCCCAGUGGGCACUCAGACGCCCAGACGCUUGCCCUCAUGCUGCAAGAACAGCUGGAUGCCAUCAAUGAGGAGAUCAGAAUGAUCCAGGUAGAGAGGGAAUCAGCAGAGCUCCGGGCAGAUGAGAUCGAGAGUCGAGUAAACAGCGGCAGCAUGGACGGCCUGAACGUGACACUGCGGCCACGCUCAUCUAUCCCCACCUCCGUCACUGCCCUCUCUCUGGCCAGUUCAUCACCCCCCGUUAGCGGCCGAUCCACACCCAAACUGACGUCCGGUUCAGCGGCCCACGAGUUGGGCAUCAUGACCCUGCCUAGUGAUUUAAGGAAACAUCGCAGACGAGUGGCUUCUCCUGUGGAGUCCCGAGAAGACAAGGCCACCAUCAAGUGUGAGACUUCGCCCCCUUCCUCCCCCCGCAGUCUCAGACUAGACCAAAUGAACUUCGCUCAGCUAACAGGAAGCCUUGAGGAUGGCCGAGGGGGCAACAAAAAGAAGGGCAUAAAGUCCUCUAUCGGCCGUCUUUUUGGCAAGAAGGAGAAAUCGCGUUUAGAUCAGCCUUUGAGCAAGGAUGGCCAGAUGACACCUCCUGUCAUUCCAGAUUUCGAGAUGGGCAUUGGAGAUACCAUGACCUUGAGCAAACUGGGCACACAGGCAGAGCGAGACCGCAGGAUGAAGAAAAAACAUGAGCUGCUGGAGGAUGCUAGGAGGAAAGGGCUUCCUUUUGCUCAGUGGGACGGCCCAACUGUGGUCUCCUGGCUCGAGCUGUGGGUGGGCAUGCCAGCUUGGUACGUAGCAGCGUGUCGUGCCAACGUGAAGAGCGGCGCCAUCAUGUCGGCACUGUCGGAUACAGAGAUUCAGCGAGAGAUCGGCAUCAGUAACCCGCUGCAUCGGUUGAAGCUGAGACUGGCCAUUCAAGAAAUGGUGUCUCUGACGAGUCCGUCAGCUCCCCUCACCUCACGCACAUCUUCCGGAAAUGUGUGGGUGACUCACGAGGAGAUGGAAAACAUGGCAACCUCGACCAAAAUGGAGAAUGAGGAAGGAAGCUGGGCUCAGACGCUAGCAUAUGGUGACAUGAACCAUGAGUGGAUUGGGAACGAGUGGCUGCCCAGUCUCGGCCUGCCUCAGUACCGUAGCUACUUCAUGGAGUGCUUGGUGGACGCUCGUAUGCUGGACCACCUUACUAAGAAAGAUCUGCGGACACAUCUCAAGAUGGUGGACAGCUUCCACCGGGCUAGUUUGCACUAUGGCAUCAUGUGCUUAAAAAGGCUGAACUAUGACAGGAAGGAGCUGGAGCGAAGAAGAGAGGAUUUUCAACAUGAUAUCAAAGAUACCCUGGUGUGGACCAAUGAUCAUGUGAUGCAGUGGGUUCAGAACAUCGGUCUGAAAGAGUACAGUAAUAACCUGCUGGAAAGCAGUGUGCAUGGAGCUCUCAUUGCCCUAGAUGAGACGUUUGACUUCAGCAGCUUGGCCCUCAUUCUACAGAUCCCCAUGCAGAACACUCAGGCCAGGCAGAUUCUGGAGAGGGAAUUUAACAACCUCUUAGCAUUGGGAACAGAUCGACGCCUGGAAGAGAGUGAUGACAAGUCGUUCCGAAGGUCUCCAUCGUGGCGUAAGCGCUUCAGGCCGAGGGAAGGCCAGGGCCUGGGUAUGAUGCCAGGGUCCAUAGAGACUCUUCCCGCUGGCUUCCGCCUCAACACCAUGUCCAUUCCCCCCUCUAUGGCUGCUGUGCCCAAGAAACAGCUGCAACCAGAAGCAGCCGGUCCCCCGGCCCCGCAGAGACUAGACCCCUCAGCUGUCAGGACUUACUCCUGCUAACUUGCUUUUACUAAUCACUGCACUCACACUAACAGUGCAUUCCCACUACCUGUACGGACACAUGCUUGCGGCCUUUCGAGAAUGAAAUAUGCCAAAAUCUGGGGACACCUUGAAAGGAUGAGGGAAGGGUUAACCUCCGCCCCUCCCCUGUCCUCAACAACACCAGAGCUUUCUUGGACACCGUGCAAUAGAGGGGGCCAGAAAGAUGAAUUUUGAACUCUGAACGCGUGGAACGCAUAGCAGAGAAAUUUCGUCCUAUCAGUCGUUUCCCAGUAAUCCCGGUUCUAUAGUCUUUGUGGUGGUCGUACUUAACUGGUGUACUUGGCCCUGUAGUCUGUCAAUGCUAUAGUCUGCUCCUUUGGGUGUGCCAUUGGCAUUUUACUAUAUAAAGCUUUCUCCCCUUUGGUUAUGCAAAAUAUUAAUCAACGUCUCUGUAUAUAUGAAAAACAGAAAAUUAUGCUAUUAUGUUUUUUAUGGAAAUAUAUAUCAGACUUGUAUAUGGAGAUGAAUAUAUCAUAUGAAUUUUAAAGUCUCAGUUGUGACUGUUUCCUGUCGGUUAGACAGCUCCGUCUGCUAGAACGGUGUUGUGUAUAUAGUCGGUGUCUUACACCAGUGGUGACUGGAGAAACGUGCGUUUGUGUUCACAUCAGCAGUGCUUAUCCACGUAAUACACUUCCAGGACUCUGAGAUCGUAUAAAGCCAUGAUGCUAAAUAUUGUUGAGCAUCAGGGAAAGCAAUAGACUUCAGUUCACUUAGCAUCAGGAGAAAAAAAAAAAAAUGUAGGACCUGCGAACAAACAUGAUCUUCGCCACUUGAAAUUCAGCAUCACAACGGGAGGAAAUGAUUCUCGAGCAACCUACC